Messenger RNA from Adineta ricciae, 696 nucleotides. The record is from the annotation of a GenBank genome assembly. NCBI's taxonomy places the organism in Eukaryota, Metazoa, Rotifera, Eurotatoria, Adinetida, Adinetidae.
AUGCUUCUGAAUGACAAAGACAUCAACGAUGAAACAAUGGUCAUCACGACAGAUGGAAGAACUUUUGAUUCGGAAUGGGAUGAUAAAGCAGUGGAUUUCUGGGAACGAUCGAUUGAUGAUGUCGAUGAGAAGUUUGAGGGUCGAAAAGUGAAACAUCCGGUAUCUUUUGCGGAUUUCGUUCCACAACAAUUCCGACAGCGAUUAUUGUCAUCCUCACUGUUUCCUCGGGAUCUCAUUGAACCAAUUAUUCACUGUUUUAUCAAUUCAGAGAUGAUCGAUAGUGCUUGUUCCCUGUCGAAUUUGAAUCUACUCGAAUACAACGGAUAUGGAGAUCCACCGGGUGAAUAUGAAAACGAAUUGAAAAAUGGUGGUUAUCGACCGUUUAUAAACUAUCUCAGGUCGUUUAUACCUGAUGAGAAACAAAUUCGUUUGAAUUGCGAAGUUCAACGUGUGAAAUACAUGGAAAGAGAAAGGAAAUUACUCGUUGAGAUGGUUGAUCUUCGAACUGAAGAGAAGAAAUUUAUGUUGUGUGAUCAAAUCAUUUGGACAACUUCAUUAGGAUUUUUGAAAGAAAAUUUUCAAAGAAUCUUUGCAAGUGAACGGUUACUUAUUGAACAAAAACAAAAUGCAAUUGAUCAAAUCGGUUUUGGAAUCUUAAACAAAGUUCAACAUGAAGAUCCGUGCUUUUCUCGAUAA